AAGUGCUCGCUGUGGCCGUGUGUUCGGCUUUUCAUUCCUCUUUGUUUGUCUUUUUGCUCCAAGGGAGACAGAGUCCUGCUGGGAGGGCCUGGAAGUUUUUACUGGCAAGGCCAACUGAUUUCUGAUCGAGUGCCGGAGAUUGUGGCCAAAUACGACGCCAAGGUUUACAGUACGAAGUACGCCGACCAGUUAGCCACCCGGCCUGCCAGCGCCGCCUUCGAUGACAGCUACUUGGGUUACUCGGUGGCUGUCGGAGACUUCAGUGGUGAUGGCGUAGAAGACUUUGUGUCAGGAGUUCCAAGAGCAGCGAGGACUCUGGGCAUGGUGUCUAUUUACAAUGGGAAAAACAUGUCUUCCAUGUACAACUUCACUGGAGAGCAGAUGGCCGCCUAUUUCGGGUAUUCGGUGGCUGCCACAGAUAUCAACGGGGACAAUUACACAGAUCUGUUUAUUGGAGCCCCUCUCUUUAUGGAUCGAGGGUCUGACGGGAAACUUCAGGAGGUGGGCCAAGUCUCCGUUUGCCUUCAGCGAGCCUCUGGAGGGUUUCACAUCACCAAGCUGAACGGUUUUGAGAUAUUCGCCCGAUUCGGCACUUCGAUUGCGCCGUUGGGGGACCUGGAUCAGGAUGGCUUCAACGACGUUGCGGUCGCCGCUCCCUACGGCGGAGAGGACAGGAGAGGCCUGGUCUACGUCUACAACGGCAGAGCCAACGGUUUGACUGCGGUCCCGUCGCAGGUCCUUGAAGGACAGUGGGCCGCUCGCUCUAUGCCACCCAGCUUUGGGUACUCGCUGAAGGGAGCCACGGAUGUGGACAAGAAUGGAUAUCCAGACUUGAUUGUUGGAGCCUUUGGCGUCGACACAGCUGCUUUGUAUAGGGCUAGACCAGUUAUUAGGGUGAAUGCAGCCCUGGAAGUUAAUCCAACCAUCCUAAACCCGGAGAGCAAAGCCUGUUCGCUGUCGGACGUGAAGGUUUCUUGCUUCAAAGUGAAGUUCUGCCUGAAAGCGGAUGGCAAAGGAAAGCUCCCCAAUUCCCUCAAUUUCCAAGUGGAGCUGCUUUUGGAUAAACUGAAGCAGAAGGGAGCCAUACGGAGAGCUCUCUUUCUCCACAGCAGACAGCCCAGCCACUCCAAGAACAUGACUGUUACGAAGGGGGGCAAAAUGAAUUGUGAAGAACUUGAUGCCUUUUUGAGGGAUGAAUCUGAAUUUAGAGACAAGCUAACUCCCAUUACGAUUUUUAUGGAGUACCGCCUGGAUUACAGAACAGCUGCGGAUGCAACGGGAUUGCACCCUAUCCUCAACCAGUUCACCCCUGCUAACAUGAGCAGACAGGCACACAUCCUGCUGGACUGCGGCGAUGACAACAUCUGCAAGCCAAAGCUGAAGGUUUCAGUGGAAAGGUAAGUACGUGAGGAAAAACAGCUUCCCCGCUGGAGUUCUGAACGUCGGGAGCUCGGG
Molecule: messenger RNA, 1455 nt
Organism: Eurypyga helias (sunbittern)
Lineage: Eukaryota; Metazoa; Chordata; Aves; Eurypygiformes; Eurypygidae
Product: integrin alpha-V-like
Exons: 14
Biological process (GO): cell-matrix adhesion; cell adhesion mediated by integrin; cell-cell adhesion
Cellular component (GO): external side of plasma membrane; integrin complex
Molecular function (GO): integrin binding
Source: RefSeq, a predicted model, not a curated record